Messenger RNA from Pectinophora gossypiella (pink bollworm), 8358 nucleotides. RefSeq lists its product as uncharacterized. The transcript has 2 exons. NCBI's taxonomy places the organism in Eukaryota, Metazoa, Arthropoda, Insecta, Lepidoptera, Gelechiidae. Bases 7309 to 7932 code for a protein of 207 amino acids. The record is from RefSeq and is a predicted model, not a curated record.
UUAUUCAUAUUUUAGGGUAUUUUGGUAAUUAAUUAAAACAAAUAAAUGUAGUUUAGUAAGCAAAAUUGUUUAAUUUUAGAAAAAAUGACAUUAAAAAUUAUAUUUUUUUUUUUAGAAUUUCUUGAUACGUCGAAAGUCCUCGCCAGUUUGUCAACAACGUCAACACCACUCUUCGUUUUAUUAUAGUAGGUUAUGAUUUCGGGUUUAUUUUUAUCACCAGUUCCUUCAUCAAUUGCAGCAUCGUGAUGUAGGGUUGAUAGUAAAUAAACCAUCUUACGAGGCUUGGGCACGUACGAUACCAGUGUGACGUCAUUUUGAAAACCAAAUAAUGAUGUGAUUUCAUCUCGCCUUGUUUUGAAAUCACAAGGGAUACACGUUUUGUUUGCUCUCAAUGUCCCGACUAAUGUUAAUUUUUCAUCGCUCAAUAAAUGUGUAGCACCCUCUAAACUUGUAAAAAAGUUGUCUAUGGUGAUGUUUCGAGACGAACCUGAUACAGGUAAAACCAUUCUUUUAACGACGUCUAAUGGUUUAUUACUGAGUGCGUAAGGACUGUCUUCAGGUUGUUUUCCACAGUAUACUUCAAGUUUUUGUGUAUAAAACGUGCUGCUGUCAACUAGAGCAUAGAUCUUUAUGCCAUAUUUGGCUGGUUUGGACGGGAUGUAUUGACGAAAACUACAUCUUCCUCUAAAUGCCACCAGUUCCUCAUCCAAUGUCAGGUUCUCGGUUGGUGAGUAUAUCUCGUCACAGUUUCGUACGAAAUAUUCAAGUAUUUCCCGAAUGGGUGCGAGGCGAUCCAUCGACGCCCUUUGGCUCCUUGAUAGCAUGCUGUCAAACCUCAAAUUAUUGAGCAAGAAAGCAAACCUGUUUCGACUCAUUGUCAUGGGGAAUAUUUCUAAACCUGUGCCAUCCUUAUUCCACAAAUCAUUGGUAUUUUGACGUCCGGAACGGUUCAAUCCAAAUUUUUUAAAGUAAGAUUCUACGUUAGAGGACGUUGGUCUGUCUAUGUCUGAUUUAUAAAGAUUUUUCAUCACAUUUGACCACAAAGGGAAUUGGCGCAUCAAACGUGUUAAGGUAUCAAUAAAUCCUGGGAAGUAAUAUAAAUUAUCAUGAUUACCUGAGUCAUCGGCAUCAUCAAGAGUGAUUAUAAUUUUUUCAGCAUCAAUUUUAUUAGAGAACCAUGUUGGAUAUUCUUGUCUAGAUGUAAUGAUACUCUUGCAAUCAGUAGUUUUACAUUUCAUAGUACUUUCAAAUAUUGAAUAACUUGAAUCCUCAAUAAUUGUAUUCAAUUUAUCGUUUUCUAUGAUUUCGAUUUCUGUAUCUUUAGUACAAAAUGUGCCUAGAUUUUUUAGUCUAUUUUUGGCACUUUCACACCUCGUGGGACUGCCAUCAUUAUUCAUGCCGUCUCGUUGAUUUAAACAAACAAUAAUUAGAUCUGAAAUAAUCUCUUUUGCUUUAGCAUAAUCAUCGCAACUUUUUAGUUCAAUAAGGCAUUUUAUAUAAAAAAAAUUAACUCUGACGUCAAUAUGUUUGAAACAGGACAAGUUAAAUAAUAUUUUUAUAAAAUGACUUGUGUCUAUACGUAUAUAACAUGCAUCACUCGCUUCUUGAUUGUCUUCUAAUUUUCUGUAUGAGUCAUCAACAUAUUUAGUAGUAGAAACAUGGUCAGUGAAAACCUUUACGACUGCUCCGAUUAAUGCGGAAGAAUCAUCUAAAAUGACUUCGUUCGGAGCAGGGUUAUGUUUUUUCCAAUCUUCGAGCCAGUGGCAUAUUGUAUCCAUCGUCUGACUUUCGGAUAUCAUUUGUGAUAUUGGAACAGAACUUUCAUUUUUUAUGGUUUUCAUCAUCAAUACGUACAAAAAUAAAUGUUUAGUCACUAGCAUCUUGGUAUUUGGACCCAAUUCUUUGAAAAUGCUCCCAGUAGCAUCAAUACUGAGAACUAAUCUAUCCAAUUUCUUAAAAUUUUUCAAACAGGUUUCUUGGGCGUGUGUCCAAUAAUAUACGUAAAAUGGGUACAGUGAGAUGUGCUUAAUGGAUUCUUUGUAAGGUGUGACACGUGUCAUUAUCCACAAAGACAAUACUUGAUUUGUGUCAUAAUGUGAACUAGUUCUUUCCUCGUGUUUAAUUUGCCUUAAGCAGCCUAACGUGGGCAUGUGGGGCGGUUCAAUGUCACUAGGUUCCAUGAGCUCGUUUGCUAUUUUGUUACGGCAUACAAUUGCAGAUUCAUGCUUUAGUUCAGCGGACAAAUCAACGCGCUUCACUGGUGAUAAUUUAAUCUUUUUUUCCGGAACAUGAGUAAACGAUGAAUCAAAGUUCGUUACAGUACAUACACAUAGUGCUAUUUUAUCCACAGGCCAGGAAAUCACAACUAUUAUCGACGCUUUACAUUGCUUGCAAAAACCUCUACAAAUGAUUCUUUCUUGAUUCUUAAUAGUAUAAUGUUGGAAAAUCCAAAGACAAGGAGUUUUCAUUGACUUCACAUAUGCUUUGGUAAACGAUAUUUAUUUUUAGUGACAGUUUUUCCUUUUUGCGUUACUUUUACUUGUUUGCGAAACGGCUGAAUUUUUUCGCAUUGAUACAAAUCAAUCAUAAAAUCAAACUUAAUUGACUUACUUAGUGAGCAGCGUUGUUCUUCAUUUACUCCUGUUUUGCUGCAAGAACUAUCAUAGUUUAUAACUUCCGUGACAUCGAAGAAAUAAUUGAAAUUCCUUUGUAGGGAUAGUAAAAGUCCUUUUUCGGAAACAGGGCAAGAUAAAGCAUUUUUUAUUUCUGUAAACACAGGGUCACUUGCAGAAGGAAGAUUAUGAAUACUAGGAAAAAUAUGCUUGUAUGCCAAAAACACUUUUUUUUGUUCUUCCAAAGACACUUUACAUUUCCUGCCCUUUUUCAUUUUGAAAUAAUGAUGAUUUAUAUUUAAAACACUUGUAUUACGUUAUCUUUGUUCAAAAGUAAUGAAAUUUCGACACAGUGAAUGUCUAACAGAAUUUAUUACAAUUAAUAUUAAUCUACCCUCUAUCACCAAUUCACCAUAAUAAAAAUAAGCGCCUAAAUGAAAAUGUUAACUCAAAUCGUAUGCGUUUUUGCUCUUCUAGUACCAUCAGGCACUUUAUAUUAAAUGUUGAUAACUUUUUUAACUUGAUACUUACAGGUUAAAUGUUUAUGAAAUUUGACGGCACUAAAUAGGCACCAAUUGUUGGUCCACAAAUAUUUUAGUUUCUACAAUCAGUUUGAGCACCACAGAGGGGUGACCGUACAUCUAAACGUCAGAAUGACCGGUCACCUUCAAAUUGUUUAUUUUGGCGAGAAUAUCGCGGCACAAAUUCUCUGGUUAUAGGCACUAGAUGGCACUAAUAGGGCACCAAUUUUUAAGCAUAUUUUCAACUUGAAAUAAAGGGGGUGACCGGUCAUUCUGACGCUCACAAACUUUUGUAUGAUUUCGUAGGCCGUUUCUUUCUCACUUAUAUAUUCCAAUUGCCUGUUCGUUAUUGCGCUGUAAAUAUAGUUGACAGCUUGAAUGCCAAGUGGCAUCGUCGGUACUUGUUUUAGCUCGUAAUAUCACAUCUUUACACUUUUUGAACUGUAAAAACUUGAGAAUACGUAAUUUCCAGUUGCUAUAGUCUGAACCAUCGAAGAUCGGAAUGUUUAUAUCACUGUUUUUCGCCGCCAUUUUCACGUAGAUAAAUCUUUGUUAUUUUACUUCUUUUCCUUCUAAAAUCUUUGUUUUCACUUUUCUCUUAUAAACUACGCUCUGCUACCAUCUUAUUAUGAAGAAAUAACACUUGUUUUAGACUGGACACUUCGUUUUAUUUAUAGAAAUUACUUUUACAUAAACCGAUACAAUCACAUCUUGGCAGCCAUAAUACCAACCGCAGAUAGAAAACAAACGUCACAGAUCAUAAUCCAGUGUUGCCAAUAUAAAUGUACUACUAUUACCAACAUAAACAACUGCAUUAUAAUUUUAGAGUGGGAAUGUCAACCAUCAGCAAAAUAAUCAAAGAAACGUGUUCUGUUAUUUGGGGCGUAUUAAGUGCAGAAUAUUUAAAGUUGCCCAAUACCGAAGAAGAAUGGAAAGCGAUCGCUAAAGCUUUUAAAACGAAAGCAAAUUUUCCUCAUUGCCUCGGUGCGCUGGACGGCAAGCACAUAAGGAUUACAAAGCCAAUAAAUAGUGGUUCUAUGUUUUUUAACUAGAAGGAUUAUUUUUCUUUUAUUUUAUUUGCAAUUGUUGAUUCAGAAUACCGUUUCAUUUACGUUAGUAUUGGUUCAUACGGAAAAGAGUGUGAUUCAUCUAUCCUAAAACAAUCCAAUCUUUGGAAGAAACUAAAUGAUGGUACUUUAAAUAUACCAAGAUCCACGCCAUUACACGAAAAUAUGCAAGAAGAAAUACAAUAUAUUAUGUAUUUGUUGGAGACGAAGCCUUUACAUUGUCACAAAAUUUAUUGCGACCUUAUGGCGGUACUCAUUUAGACAAUAAGAAAAAGAUAUUUAAUUACCGUCUAAGCCUGGGAAAAAAUGUUUGACCGCUUGUAUUGAUGAAACUUCGAAGUCCAUGGUCAUUACAGCCGGCUCCCAUUCAGGUAUCUGGCUUUUUAUGAGUUCAAAAAGCAACUUAUACGUAGAUGUCUUCUUCAGGUAGAAGUGCGUAAACUACUGGAACAACAUUUACGUAGUCUUCAUUACUUCCAACAUCUGCAUGUAUAGUACAGAGUUGAUAAAAUGACUUAAUACAAAUUUUAAAUGUGCCAUCCAUAUAGAAAUGUUUGCACAGUUUAAAAUAUUUUUUUAUUUCUACACUUGCAAACACAAUUACGCGCUUUUUUGCCCCCUAUAGUCAGCAAGCAACAAUUUUUGGUACUUCGACGUCGGCAGCAUUGUGAAAAGUGAUUUUUCUUGCUCCAAUAGCAUUGUUUCUUUUUUUGUAGAGUCGCUUUUCUAUGUUGUGAAAAUGUGAUAAUACAUACAUACAUAAACUCACGCCCGUAAUCCCUAAUGGGGUGGGCAGAGCCACAAGUAAUCAAAGACAACUUGCAGCCACUGUUGAUACGAAGUCCAAAGAUGGAUAAUGUGAUAAUUGUGUAACAAAAUGUAAUCCUUCGUCUUUGAGAACUUCCAUAUUAUUUUCAAACACUUGCGAUUGCUAGCCAUUGUUAUACGUCCACCAUGCGCAGGAGUCUGACAAGUUCUAACACGCACAAAGCAAACCGAGUACAGACGCGAGGGGCGCGCGGGUGCGAGAGGGAAGGGAAAACACGUGUUCGUCUACAUACAGUUGCCGUCCACGAUUUUUUAUCGUUUUACGACUGUCGUGCUUGCCGUUCCCACUGUCACGACAAAGUGUCGUAGACGACAGUAAAUUGUGUCGUUCUAAAUGUGAACACCUCCAUUUAAACAUAUAAGGCCUCGGUCUCGAAUUUUGCGGGCAGCGGAGCGGCAGCGGCGGCGGCGCGGGAGAGGGGCGGGCAACGCAUACCUGUUCUCGAAACCAGCGGGCAGAUCGCGCGGCACUGUAGCGGUGUAGUGUUGUGUUCGUGGUUGUGUUGUCGACAUUCGCAAACGAAAUGUCUGAAAAUCGGCGACAACGGCGUUUUUUAUUUCUUCCCAUAAACGAUUAAUUAUUCUUCUAUUUUUAUGGUUCACAUCUUUGCUGUUCCAUAUGGGUCUCCUCUCAAAGAUUGCCGAAAUAAUUUGCUCUUGCACGUCCGAGGACAUUUUGAUACCUACGUUACGAAAAAAAAGUACAACACUAUACUACAAUGCAGACGCGCAACGGUCACCGCUCGACUGGAGUGCACCGCUCGUUGACCGCCCCCGCGCCGCUCCCGCGCCGCUGUUUUCGAGGUACCCGGUCCAUUUGACGAUACGCAUAAGAUCCUGCCGCUCCCGCGCCGCCGCCGCCGCCGCCCCGCUGCCCGCAAAAUUCGAGGCAGAGGCCUAAGCCACGACACUUAAAACUACACGAUUAUCUAUCGUCACGACACGAUGGGAACGCGCCUUUAGAUUCAUCAGAUUCUUAGGUUGGUGAUAACUAUUUCCAACUUUCAAAAUUUUCUACAGUUAUUCUUUCUCGUUCUUUUUGUUUAUUUUCUACAUUUACCACAUGAUCUGACAUUUUUUCCAAUCUCCUGCUGUUAUACUUUUAAAUGACUCUUUAAUUAGUUUUUCAACUUGCUCUGCAGUAAGUUUAAUAUUAUGACUCGCCACUUUUCUUUUUGCCAAACUCCAAAUCAGCUCGAUGGCAUUUAAGUCACAGUGGUAGGGUGGCAAUCUCAGCACCUCAUGAUCAUGCUGCUUUAAUAUUUCAUCAGCUUUAUAUUUGGGUUCUGAUUUACCACGUUUCAUUAUUUCUAAUAAUUCUGCUUUAGUGUAACACUCUUCAAAUGAAAUGUCAUUUAAAAUUAGCCAAUCUAUUAUCUCCUAUUUGCGGUUUUGUGUCGUGGGAGCUUUAUUAAUGAUCAGUGAAUGAUAACUGACGUUAUCUAUAACGAUCAAACUUGGCUCCUUAAGAUUGGGGAUUAACAUGUCUUCCAGUCAUUUAUGAAAGUUAGUGGCGUUCAUGUCAUCGUGGUACUCUGCCAUUUUGGACUUUGUGCUAAACACCAAUAAUGAAUUUGGCACAAAACCUUUUUCUGAUCCUGCAUGAAUGAACAAUUAUAUAUCUUUUCCCAGACGAUAUAUUUUCAAUUGCUCUACUUGCGCUUGGCACCUUGCCACGAUUUUUUUGGUUUGUAAAUAAAUAAAUCUGCAGUAUUGUCAAUUAUUCUCAUUUUUUCCAACAUAACACGCUGUCCUUUUUACGACAAUCUUUAUGUUUUGUUUUCCAUAAAGGCUCUCGCUCUCUAAAUAAUUCAAUAAAUACAAUCAAAUCAUCAUUACUUCAUGUAGUCAUUUCGUUUAUCGAGUAUAGGUAGGUGAGUACGUAACGCGUUAGCCAAGGCGUUCGGCGGGUGCGACGACCGGCGUCAGAGUGAGACAAAAUCGAAUCGUUGAUCGUAAAGAGCCACAUACCGUGUCGAUUCAUCGUUACGAAAUUCAUGAUUGCAUGGGUUUUUGUUGCGAUUUCCGAUAUCGUCUUCGAUGAAGUAAAUCGUUAACGAUCUUGAUAUACACUAUCGAUUCGUCGUUUCGAUCGGUCUGAAGCGACGGAUCGUACAGACAAAUCGUACCGUAUAUGGGGCCCUUAUGCCUCAUACACACGUAACGAUUUAUCGUAGCGAUUUCAGACUGUGCAGAUAAAUCGAAUGUUCCUAUUGUCUCGACACGCCUCCGAUAUCGACGUCGAUCAGGCAGUUCUCCGCAGAAGCUCACGCAAGACACAUGUCAGUUACGAUGGAAGACUAUGACGCACUUGCGAUAUUAGGCCUGGUUAUGUGUUUAAAGAAAAAAAAGAAGCGGAGUCUAUGGUGUAAAGACUGGCUCAUAAAAAGGAAGCAAUUUUCUCAUACCAACUUGUUAAAUGAGUUGAAAUUCAUUCCGAAAGAUUGGCAUAACUAUUUAAGGAUGAAUGAGGAGGCAUAUUUAAAUCUGCUGGCUUUAGUUUCUCCACUAAUAAAGAAACAAGACACUGUGAUGAGAGAAGCUAUAAGUCCUCAUGAAAGAUUAACUGCUACACUGCGAUUUCUAGCUACAGGACGUUCCUACCAAUGUAUGAAGUUUUCUACAGUGAUAUCACCGCAAGCUCUUAGCCAAAUAAUCCCUGAAACCUGUGAUGCUCUAUAUGAGGUUCUACGGAAAGAGUACUUAAAGUUUCCAAAAACAGAAGAAGAGUGGAGAAUAAUAGCGAGAGAAUUUGAGCAGACGUGGAACUUUCCUCACUGUUUAGGUGCUAUUGAUGGCAAGCACGUUGAAAUCGUGCCUCCAAGCAACAGUGGCUCGUUUUAUUCAAAUUCAAAUUCAAAAAUUCUCGUUUUAUUCAAAUUCAAAUUCAUCUUUAUUCAGUAGGUAACAUAGUUACACUUUGAAUCGUCAAUUUUACAUAACGAACGUCUCAUCCGCCUAAAACUACUGCAGCUUCUCACAACCUGUAUAGCCGGGGAAAAGAAGCUACAAGAAAAACCUCGGCACAGGGCCCUAGACGUUCUUUAAAAAAAUAAAAAUAAACAUAAAAUAUUGGUAUACAAUUGAGUAAUUUAGCUGCCUAAUAUCAGUUCUCAGACGGUUAAUCCCAUGCAUUCAUAUCUUCUAAAUAAUCACUAACUUUAUAAUAACCUUUUUUGUAAAGUUUUUGUUUAACUACUGUCUUAAAACAGUUGAAAGGCAAAUUCUGAAUGUCAAUGGGAAUCUUAUUGUAAAAACGUAUACAUUGCCCCUUAAAAGAUUUAGUAAUCUUAUGUAAUCGACUGACUUGUAAAGCAAGUUUAUUUUUAU